AUGGAGGUCGAGUCCGCAUUACUGGAUACAGUGCAGUAUCUACUUGGCGAAGGGAAAGCAACGCCUUGCCACCAUACGCAUGGCCAUCCACGACCCUUUAUUGAGAAUUGGCCAGUUUCCGCUCAAUUACAAAUGCUAAAACAACUUCUUUGUGAGCGUGCGGCUGAGCCUGAGCUACCUUCUGCCAUAUCCAAUAACGUCCGAACCAUUUACGAAUAUCUGCAUGCGCAUCGCUUUUUAACAUCCAUUGAAACGCUCAAACCCAGCCGAACCAUAACUGGGAGCAAUCAGAAGAAAAUCCAUUUAUUUUGCUGGCGAGGCGACAUUACGACUCUCUCUGGCGUGACGGCCAUUACCAAUGCUGCCAAUUCCCAAAUGCUCGGCUGUUUCCAGCCCAGCCAUCGCUGCAUCGACAAUGUUAUACAUUUUUGGGCCGGACCCGGGCUGCGGAAAGAAUGUUACGAUGCUACAUCCCAGGGAACUAUCGAACUACCGGUCGGACAUGCUCUUACCACGAAGGGGCAUCACCUGCCUGUGCCGUACAUUAUACACACUGUCGGCCCCCAGCUUCGAGGCGGAGCCAAGCCUACGGCCGAGCAGAGACGCCAGCUCGAGGACUGUUAUGUUUCCAUUCUACGAGAAGCAGAGCUCUUGCCAGCCACCAAUACUAGAAAGGCUGUUGCGAUAUGUUGCAUAUCAACGGGCCUAUUUGCAUUUCCACCACUGGAAGCUACCAAUAUUGCCGUGCAAGUCACCUCGCGCUGGUUACAAGAACAUGAUACCACUAUUACAGAUGUGGUGUUCAACACCUUUACCGAAGCGGAUACUAUUAUUUACCAGGAAUUGCUGGGAAGUGCCCAUUCUGCGCCCCUGAUAACAUAUGCACCGGUUGACCAGUCCUUCUCGUCUCUGGGACGUGCUCGUGACUGGCUGCUGUCGGCCGACGCUAUCCUCAUAAGUGCCGGAGCAGGUCUCUCAGCGGCAGACGGAUUAGACUAUACAUCACCAGCACUCUUCUCAAAGUAUUUCCCAGCGUUUAAAAAAUAUGGUUUGACGACAUUAUACAGCGUCUUUGGGUUCUCCGAGUGGCCCUCGGAGCAACACCGCUGGGGGUAUUACUUUACCCACCUGAACAUGGUCAAGUCGUGGCCUCGGUCGUCAAUGUACACGGGGCUUAUAUCCUGGCUUCGGAACCGGAGCGCCGAGGUGCACGUCAGAACUUCCAACGCCGACGGCCUAUUCCUCGCCAAUGGGUGGAGCGAGGAUGCUCUGUCGACGCCGCAGGGCAGCUAUGCUGUACUUCAGUGUUUGAAGAAUUGCCGGCCUGAUGCCACGGCACCGUCUGCCCCGUUUUUGGAGGCGGCCAUCCCGUUCUUGGACCCAGUCACGCAGCAAUUGACGGCUCCUGACAAGAUACCGCAGUGUCAGUUUUGUAGAGGCAAGAUGAAUAUCUGCGUCCGGGCCGGAAAUUGGUUCAACGAAAGGCCGUUUGCUGCUGGCGAGCGACGUUGGCGGCAAUUCAAGGCAGACACGCGCGGUCGGGGCAAACGACUCGUCAUUCUGGAGCUGGGAGUCGGACAGUCAACACCUGGCGUCUUGCAAUGGCCUAAUGAGGACAUGGUUGACAAGGACGGGGGCAAGACCCUGCUGGUUAGGGUUGGGCUGGGCGUUGACGCGACGGUACCGCUGGAGCUCGAGGCGCAGGGACUCGCGACGUAUAUUGACGGGGAUAUUCAAGCGCUGUUAUCUAGUCUUUGCUCAGGAAUUCCCAGAUAG
Pestalotiopsis fici W106-1 is the source of this 1776-nucleotide messenger RNA. RefSeq lists its product as uncharacterized. The transcript has a single exon. NCBI's taxonomy places the organism in Eukaryota, Fungi, Ascomycota, Sordariomycetes, Amphisphaeriales, Sporocadaceae. The record is from RefSeq and is a predicted model, not a curated record. Bases 1 to 1776 code for a protein of 591 amino acids.